AUGCCUCCAGCGCUUCCCCCACAAGACGAUGAUGAGGCCUACGACUCCUCCGCCGAUUCAGAUUUCGCGGGCUCCCUCUCCCCUUCCUCUGGCGGAGAAAAUGAAUCCAGCGCAGAUGAGGCCGCAAAGCCCAAAGCGAGGGUUCAGAAACGGAAAGUCGACGCAGAUGGAGAUAUAGAGAUGGGGAGUGGAGACGAAGGCAUUAUAGCGCAGGGGCGAAAGAAGAGAAGGAAAAAGGGAAAGGGAAAGGGCAAGGGCAAAGGCAAGGGUAAACAGAAGGAAGGCGUUGAGCAAGAGGGAGACAACGAUGAUGAUGAAGAGGGACCUGAGGGUAUACGUGUACGACUACGGAGUGGUCGAGGAGGAGAGUUCGAAAAAAAAACACCCACGACAUCUCAAGCGACUGUUGAUGUAGAUUCGGUAUGGGCACGGAUGAACGCUCCCCAGACGAGCGACACCGGCCCCCCACCACCUCCAUUAGAAACCGAUCCCGAUACAAAGAAAGACCCUACUGCCUCUACAUCCGCAGUGGAUGGGGUCACCCAACAACCUUCAACCUCACAGCCCACAGCUCAACCCGAGGAAACUAUUACAAUCCCCAACACAUACACCUUCGCCGGCACAACCUACACCAACAGCAAAACCGUCCCUAUCUCCUCCCCCGAAGCAGUCGCCUACCUCAAAUCUAAAGACAAGGAAAAGCCCCCUCCAUCAUCAACCCACCACCGCCCUCUCGCCCGCAAGAACCUCCUCGAUCCCAACCCCACCAGCAGCAUCAAAGGCGUUCCUGCCUCCCGCCGCGCCGAUCUUCCCUCCACCAUCGGCGGCGUUGGCGCAAUCGAAGUGAUAGGGGAGCAGAAAGAGAGCAAAAAUUGGAAGUGGAAGCAGAAGAAGGAUGUUAAGCUAAAUACGGUGGAGAAAAGUAAAUUGGAUUGGGAGGCGGAGGUUGAGAGGCAGGGGAUUAGGGAGGAGCUGGAUCGCGCGGAGAAAGCGAAAGGGGGUUACCUGGGUAGGAUGGAAUUUCUUGGGCGGGUGGAUGAAGGGAGAGAGGAGAGAGAACGGGCUGUGAGGAUGGCGGGGAAGGGGUGA
Messenger RNA from Bacidia gigantensis, 1089 nucleotides. RefSeq lists its product as uncharacterized. The transcript is spliced from 2 exons. Bases 1 to 1089 code for a protein of 362 amino acids. The record is from RefSeq and is a predicted model, not a curated record. NCBI's taxonomy places the organism in Eukaryota, Fungi, Ascomycota, Lecanoromycetes, Lecanorales, Ramalinaceae.